CAGGUGCUCAACAGCCUCCCCGAGUACAUCCAGGGCCCCUGUACUGGGAACCAGCAGAGCCUGGCCCACAGCCGCCUCUGGGACGCCGUCGUCGGCUUCCUGCACGUCUUCGCACACAUGAUGAAGAAGCUGGCCCAGGACUCGUCCCAGCUAGGGCUGCUGAAGGAGCUGCUGGACCUGCAGAAGGACAUGGUGGUGAUGCUGCUGUCCCUGCUCGAAGGGAACGUGGUGAACGGCACCAUCGCCCGGCAGAUGGUGGACAUGCUGGUGGAGUCCUCCAGCAACGUCACCAUGAUCCUCAAGUUCUUCGACAUGUUCCUGAAGCUGCGCGACAUCGUCUCGUCCGACGCCUUCCGCCACUUCGUCACCGACCCGCGCGGGCUCAUCUCCAAGAAGGACUUCCAGAAGGCCAUGGACAGCCAGAAGCAGUACGAGCCCGACGAGAUCCAGUUCCUGCUCUCCUGCUCCGAGGCCGACGAGAACGAGAUGAUCGACGUGGAGAGCUUCGCCCAGCGCUUCCAGGAGCCGGCGCGCGACAUCGGCUUCAACGUGGCCGUGCUGCUGACCAACCUGUCGGAGCACGUGCCGCACGACCAGCGCCUCAAGACCUUCCUGGAGCAGGCCGAGAGCAUCCUGGACUAUUUCCGGCCGUUCCUGGGCCGAAUCGAGAUCAUGGGGGCGGCGCGGCGCAUCGAGCGCAUCUACUUCGAGAUCAGCGGCGCCAACAAGGCGCAGUGGGAGAUGCCGCAGGUCAAGGAGUCCAAGCGCCAGUUCAUCUUCGACGUGGUCAACGAGGGCGGCGAGGCCGAGAAGAUGGAGCUCUUCGUCAACUUCUGCGAGGACACCAUCUUCGAGAUGCAGAUCGCCUCGCGCAUCUCCGAGGAGGAGGCGCCGCGCGACGAGGAGGAGGAGGAGGACGAGGACAGGGAGGAAGAGGAGCCGGCCGAGGCGCCGGCGCCGGCGCUGCCGGGUUUCGGGGCGCUGCGGCGGCUGCUGGGGUCGCCCCAGACGUGGCGCCGCAGGAUCAGGAGGCUGCGCAAGAAGUCGGGGCGCGAGCUGGCGUGGGAGGCGGGAGUGGGCGCGGGGCGCGUGGCGCUGGGGGGGCUGCUGGGGGUCGGGGAGCCCCCCGGGGCUGAGCCCCCCACCCCCGAGGGGACCCCCAUCCUGCGCAGGAAGAUCGGGGAAAUGGCAGAGCAGGUGGGGGAGGCUCAGAAGGAAGAGGAGCCCCCGGCCGAGACCGAGAAAGCCGACACAGAGAACGGGGAGAAGGGCGGGGGUCCCGAGGUUGCCGAGGAGGGGCCGGAGCCCCGCGCCCCCCCCCCGAAGCGGCGCAAGUCGGUGCCCCGGGAGCGCCGGGAGCCCCCGGCCGAGGGGGGCUUCGACUUCUGGGGAGAGCUGGAGGUGCAGAGGGUCAAGUUCCUGAAUUACCUGUCGAGGAAUUUCUACAACUUGCGGUUCCUGGCGCUGUUCCUGGCCUUCGCCAUCAACUUCAUCCUCCUCUUCUACAAGGUGCGGGGGUUUGGGGGGUCCUGGGGGGAUUUGAUCCCCCUGGUGAUCUUCAAGCGCGAGAAGGAGGUGGCGCGGCGCCUCGAGUUCUCGGGGCUCUACAUCACCGAGCAGCCGCCCGACGACGACGUCAAGGGACAGUGGGACCGCCUGGUGCUCAACGCCUUGGAAGCUGGGCUGUGGGAAGGGGGCUUCACCCCCACUGACCCCCCCCUUUUUCUGCCCUGA
Messenger RNA from Onychostruthus taczanowskii (white-rumped snowfinch), 1734 nucleotides. Its product is annotated as ryanodine receptor 1-like. Gene Ontology annotation, cellular component: Z disc; smooth endoplasmic reticulum; sarcolemma. Gene Ontology annotation, biological process: intracellular calcium ion homeostasis; calcium ion transport. Gene Ontology annotation, molecular function: ryanodine-sensitive calcium-release channel activity. The record is from RefSeq and is a predicted model, not a curated record. The annotation marks the transcript as partial. The transcript has 9 exons. NCBI's taxonomy places the organism in Eukaryota, Metazoa, Chordata, Aves, Passeriformes, Passeridae.